Molecule: messenger RNA, 933 nt
Organism: Eimeria acervulina
Lineage: Eukaryota; Apicomplexa; Conoidasida; Eucoccidiorida; Eimeriidae
Product: formate/nitrite transporter, putative
Exons: 2
Coding region: 1-933 (310 amino acids)
Biological process (GO): nitrite transport; transmembrane transport
Cellular component (GO): membrane
Molecular function (GO): high-affinity secondary active nitrite transmembrane transporter activity
Source: RefSeq, a predicted model, not a curated record
AUGUUAAUAUGUUUAUUUGAGAGACGUAUUACUUUUCUGCACUUAGUUAUUAACUGGGUAGGGUCUUUCUUCGGUAACUGGUUAGGCGCAUUGUUUAGUGCGUAUUUCUUAUCUUAUCUUCCGGGAGGCUAUGAUCAAGACCCUUUAUAUAGUUAUAUGUGUUAUGUACAUCAUUCAAAGACAAGCUAUGGCUUCGGAGAGUGUUUCUUAAGAGGUAUAGGAUGUAAUGCUUUAGUUUGUUUAGCUGUAUGGAAUGUAACAGGAUGCGACGAUCCGGCGAGUAAAAUAUUAUCUCUUUGGUUCCCUAUUGUUUCUUUUUGUGUUGCUGGAUAUGAGCAUAUUAUUGCUAAUCUAUAUACACUUCAAUUAACUCUUAUGAUGGGUUGCCCUGGUUCUUUAGCCGAUGUUAUCGUAAAGAAUCUAAUACCUACUUUCUUAGGAAAUGUUGUCGGAGGCUGUGUUCUAAUAGGAGCUGUAUACUGGUACAAUUUCUAUCCUAUUGAAGAAUAUAGUCAUAAACAAAUAACACCGGGAUCAGCAGCAGCAGCAGCAGCAGCAGAUGCAGACAACGACUUUCCUAUCUCGCGUGUACACUCAAGAGCGUCUGUAAGCCCUAGUAUUAUCGGCUUAGGAGCGAAGCCAAAUACAGCAUUUGGAGGUGCUGCCCCCCCUCAGACGCAAUGGAAUAGCUACGAUCAUGUUAAGACGCAUUCUGAAAGUAUAAGCAAUGUAGGUAGUGCUCCGGCUGUAAAAGAUAUCAGCAUCUAUCCGGAUAUACGCUUCAAGCCGCAGCAACUGCUGAGAGGCAGCAACAGCAACAGCAACAGCAACAGCAACAUCAACAGACACCAAACAUUCACAGCAGCAGCAGCAGCAGCAGAAGAGGAGGUGGAGGUGGAGGUGGUGCUGCAGGUUGGGGAGUUGGGUCGAUGA